GAAGCCAUGGUGGCUGAUGGCAAGUCCAAAUCAAAUAUCUCCUUCGCCGGCACCUUCGUCAGCAGUGCUUUCGCAGCAUGUUUCGCCGAGGCAUGCACUAUCCCUUUAGACACCGCCAAAGUUAGGCUCCAGCUUCAAAAACAAGCUAUAGCUGGUGACGCAGUGACCUUACCUAAAUAUAAGGGCUUGCUUGGGACAGUUGCGACCAUUGCAAGGGAAGAAGGUGCUUCAGCACUGUGGAAGGGCAUUGUGCCAGGACUACAUCGUCAGUGUUUGUUUGGAGGGUUAAGAAUUGGGUUAUAUGAGCCUGUUAAGAAUUUCUACGUGGGAAGUGACUUUGUUGGAGAUGUUCCAUUAUCAAAGAAAAUUCUUGCUGCCCUUACAACUGGUGCUGUGGGAAUUACCAUAGCUAAUCCAACUGAUCUUGUGAAAGUUCGACUUCAGGCUGAAGGAAAAUUACCUCCUGGUGUACCAAGGCGCUACUCUGGAUCACUGAAUGCGUAUUCUACGAUUGUGAGACAGGAAGGAGUUGGAGCUCUUUGGACAGGGAUUGGCCCCAAUAUAGCAAGAAAUGCUAUCAUCAACGCUGCUGAACUAGCCAGCUAUGAUCAAGUGAAACAGAGCAUUUUGAAAAUCCCAGGUUUUACCGACAAUGUUGUAACUCAUCUCCUUGCUGGUCUAGGGGCAGGGUUUUUCGCUGUCUGUAUUGGCUCUCCAGUUGAUGUGGUUAAAUCCAGGAUGAUGGGAGAUUCUACUUACAAGAGCACUCUUGAUUGUUUCGUGAAAACUUUGAAGAACGACGGACCUUUUGCCUUCUAUAAGGGGUUCAUCCCAAAUUUUGGACGGCUGGGAUCCUGGAAUGUGAUCAUGUUUCUAACCUUAGAACAGGCUAAAAAGGUCGUCAGAAGUAUAGAGUCAUCCUGAGUUCAUGCAAAUACCAGUAGGACGAUUACUGGGCAUUGUCUGCAAAUGCAAUGCAAUCUGUUGAGAAAAUAAUAUAUCCUCUUCCCCUCAUUUUCUGAAAUAGGGGAUAUCGUUGAACAAAAACAACAGUAUUGAUAGGCUGUUCAAUAUGGCUAUACAGCUCCCAGUCAGAUUUAUUGCUUGUUGAAGCUUGCUUCAUCUUGCCCCACGUUUUACGUCUGAGAGGUUGUCAGCUGCGUUUUAGUGAUGAUUUUAAUUAGACUUAAGAAUAUACAAA
This is a messenger RNA of Neltuma alba, 1201 nucleotides long. RefSeq names its product mitochondrial uncoupling protein 1. The record is from RefSeq and is a predicted model, not a curated record. Lineage: Eukaryota; Viridiplantae; Streptophyta; Magnoliopsida; Fabales; Fabaceae. Bases 7 to 924 code for a protein of 305 amino acids. Gene Ontology annotation, biological process: transmembrane transport. The transcript is spliced from 9 exons.